AUGCAGCCCGCUGGCCCCUGUUUUCCACUGUUCUUGUCACCUCUGUGUAGUGAAGCUCGCGAACCCCUUAGAGAGCAGGCGUCCCGCGCGGCCGUGGCCGCCGACGCCGCAUGGCUGCUCAAGCCCGGCGCCGGCCGCCCGCGCCGCCUCUCCGCCUACCAGCUGCUCAGCCUCCUGCGCUCCAAGGGAUUUCCGGAGGAUGAGGAGUCAAUAGUGGAAAAGUUUAUUCCGGGUCAAUUACGAAUAAUGGGCCUGCCCAUCUCCCUUCAUCUGUUUGUUCUCAUAACUUCCAUAGCGCCAUUGCGUGCAUACAUAUUUGACGAAGGAAUUGUUCAUUUUCGUCAUGGUGAAGAAAAGGGAUUUCGCAAG
Gryllus bimaculatus (two-spotted cricket) is the source of this 369-nucleotide messenger RNA. NCBI's taxonomy places the organism in Eukaryota, Metazoa, Arthropoda, Insecta, Orthoptera, Gryllidae. The record is from the annotation of a GenBank genome assembly.